AAGGAACAAGCGGGGAACUAGCGCUGAACUGAAACUAAUUUACCACGUGUUAAAAAAAAUAAAUGAUCCAAAUGUGUUUUUUCUCGAAUCGAAUAUUUUAUUAUUGGCAAGACAAAAGUGAUGCUGUAAUACAAACUGCUAUCUCUGGAGUUUUGACGCGCCUGUUUCUAACAAAUGGAGAGCUGCACACAUAUUUUCCAGAUCUCUGGCAUUAAGAAUUGUGAUAAGAAGAGGGAUUUAAUCCAGGGAAUUCAGCACCUGAGUGGGAAAUACUUGGGUGGCUCAAUCUAUCAACAAGCCAUCACCCAUCUCAUAAUUCCUGAAGUUAUCUCAAGUGAAAAGUUCUUUGCAGCAUGUGCUGCAGGAAAGUGGGUCGUGACUCCAGACUAUGUGUUGGACAGUCUUCAAAACGGUUGCUGGCUCACAGAGGACCAAUAUGAGGUGUCCAUUGGCACUGAUUCCCCCUCUGCCUUUUACCCUGUCAGACAGUGGAGGGAGAAGGUGGCUAGUAGGAGAAUAACUGGGGCCUUUGAAGGAUGGAGGGUUCUCCUCAUGGUCCAAGAACCCUCUCGUAGAGACAUGUUUAAAAGGCUGCUGGUAGCAGGAAAGGCCGAAGUGUACGACAUCCCUCCUCCAUCUCAUUCCUCCAUUACUCAUGUCAUGGCUAAACCCAUUACAGAAAACUCACAAUCAUACAGUACUCCAUGCUACUCUGUCACCCACGUUAUCCAGCACCUGUUUGGGAGACAUUAUGUGCACAUGAACUUUGCAAACAUAAACGUAACAGACAGUCAUCCAACAGAGAUAAAAAAACCCAGUGUGGCUGAUAUUGACCUCUCUGAACUAGAAGCAGAGCUCAGAGAUUAUGUCAUUCAACACCAGAGCCGUCCAAGGCUGCAAUUCCUGGAGUUUCUGGGUUACCAUGACCCCUACUGUUCACAGUUACAGGCAACAGAAACAGACUUUAGCAAUGUUGGCAGUAUGAUUGAGUGUGGUCUCUUUGCUGAAGCCUUGGACUCAAUCAGAAGUGCUGUGCUCCCCGGUCUGCUGCCACCAGUGGCUUAUGUCAUCUCACUUUUAGAAUACGCUCUGCAGGGAGACACCACGCCGUACUUUCAGAAAAACUUCUUGCAGUUCAUGAUUAACCUGCUUCUUAACAACCCUCCUUUGUUGGGAAACAAAGGGAAAACAUAUUUUAAGCAGGUGUUGCAGUGCCCUCGGUGUAAGAUGGGAAUCUGGCCUUUCUUACAGUCAACCAUCAGUCGCUGCCUGUCCAGUGAAGCCACAUGUCACCCUCUCCCUGCACCUGCCUCUCCAGCACUAAUACGUUUCUACUGUGACCUUGUGACAUUUGUCCUCCGGCUCUUCCAAGUGGAGCUCCACUCUGUCACAGCAGGAGAUUUUGGACAGCCUCAGGGAACUGGAGUUUCUAAGGCCCCUGCAUCAGGCUUUUUGCUUAACGCUACGUUUUGGACUUUCUGGGAGCGCGCUACUCUGCUGUCUCAGUCUGUGAAACAACUUUGUCACCUUUUGUUUCAGGCUGCCACUAAGGAGUUCACUGAAAAGGAUGAGAGGCAGAGUCUACACCUGACUGACACACUGUUGAAUUUCCUGUCAGUGGUGGUGGAGUUCUGGUGUCACCAGCAUAAUAAACUCAACUGGAACCUGGCAUAUAAAGGCCUCAAAGACCUGGUCGAGCAUCUUGCUGUCGUGAGUCGUGAUGUGACUCCAGCUGUCGCCGUCGAACUUGUUGUCAGAGUUUCUUCCACUAGACUGAAAAUGACAAUGGCUGACGCUGUAUUCAGGAGUCUCUGCUGCAGAAACGGCUUCACCUUGGAAGACAAUUCCUUGUCUCUCAAGGAAAUGGUGCUGUCAUACCUGCCUUUUCUGGGACAUUUUGCUCACAGCCCAAGUGAUGUUCACCGCAGAACUGAACCCACCUCGACUACCCACAGCGGCAUUAAGCAGGAGACUAACUGCAGAACCCAGUGUCCCUUGGUGAAGAACAGUCUGGAGAAGGGGAACGUCCCUAGGGGGUUGACUAAAGUCAAUGCAGCAGGGUCAGUGCUUCUCCAGCUGAUAGAUGGAUGUGGACGCACCCCCCUGAACCUGGUCUCUGAUGCUAGCCAGCGGGAGGAGCUCUUUCUGAGCGCACAGGUCAGGGACUCUACGCUGGGUAACACAGCCACCGAGGUCGUGAACCUACCCCUGCUGGAGGCUGGAUCCACUCUGCUGGCCCACUUAAUUUUCUCCUACCAGCAGGAGAUGGGCCUGUCAGCCCUCCAGAAAAGCAGGGACAAGACCCACAGCCUGGGUGGAAAUCUGGUCAGGGCCCUAAAGACACACACCUUCCAAAAAGUGACUUCAGGUUGGACAGACCAGCGAGUCAUUAGGCUUGCAGAAGACGUUGAGACAUUGUUGGAGUUUGGCACAGGCGUGUACUGGAGUCACAUGUCCCAGGUUGUUGAGGGACAGAACACACACUUCCUACUGGAAAUACUGAAACUUCUAAGGUUAAAGGCUGAAACACUGGAUCUCUGAUCAUGUUUCUGUGGCUAUUUGAUCAUAUAUCCCAUUGUAACUUUGACAUUUGAUGCUUCCUUAGUCACACAAUCAGAGUUGGGUAGUAACGACUUACAUUUACUCCGUUACAUUUACUUGAGUAACGUUUUCAAAAUACUUCUAGGAGAAGUUUUAAAUCACUAUACUUUUACUUUUACUUGAGUAGAUUCAUGAAGAAAAAACAGUACUCUUACUCCGCUACAUUAGGCUAUACUGAGCUCAUUACUCGUUACAGAGAUACUGGAUAAAGCUUUAGCUAAUAUCUAGUUCACUAUUUGUCCAUGAUCCAGUAUCUCUACUUUUAUUUUGUCAGAGAGAGACUUCUGCCCAAGGCUCUACUGCAUCACAGUGUUUAACCAGUAAAACGUAGCCCUUGCCGCGCAUUCUUGUCACGUGACCAUACUCAAUCUCAGCCGUGGGACAGGUUAGUAUCCACCGUCUUUGAUAGCAAAAAAUUGUAGAAUCAAUGGUCGGUAAUGCAGACAACGACGAGGAGGCACACACCUGGACUCAUACUGAAACAUGUUAGUUUACAAACAGUACGGUGUUUAGUUACAUUAUGCAGUGUCUUUUGUGUCUCCCAAAACAAACAGAUAUUUCAACAUUAAAAAACUUAACGUCUAACCGGAAAUAUGUUGUGGUAAGUUUGACUGAAAAUCUUUUUUUUUUUUUAAAUUAUUUUGUAAAUAUUUAUUUUUAUGUACACUUUUAUUUAUUAUUUCAUUGAUUUGUAUUUUUAUUCAAGUAGGCCUACUUAAAUUUACAUAAAGAUUAUUUAAUGGUAUUUAUUAAUUUGUUUUAUUUUAGUAUUUUAUUGAUAGGAUAAACUCUCCUCCUACUUUUUCCUAGCUGAUAAAAUAUAUCAGAUGUUACUCUACUUGAGUAGUUUUUCACCAAGUACGGUACUUUUUCACUCUUACUCAAGUAAUUAUUUGGAUGACUACUUUUUACUUCUACCUGAGUAAUAUUAUUCUGAAAUAACUACUUUUACUUGAGUACAAUUUUUGGCUACUCUACCCACCUCUGCACACAAUGAACUGACUCCAAAAAUAUUAAUGUCAAAGCGUUGCUCCUCUGUUUAUAUUUAGAAACAAAAAGAGUAUAUUUUGGUUUAUGUUUAUUAGAACACAUACUGGAUUGUUGCUACCUCAGAUUUUUGUAUAUUUUCAUUUAUAAUAAACUUAUUGAAAUUGAAUCCCUUUAAAGCCUCAGGAUCAAAUCUUUACUGAUAGUUUAGUUCAGCUUAAAAAGCUGAACUAAACCUUUCUUUUCAAAAUAAGCAACAUGCGUUAGAUGCAUUUAGUUUUUCAAACCAGAAAUAUACACUUUAUUAUUUUUUUAACCUCUUCCGACCAACAGUAUUCACACAACUCUGCUACAGCAGUAAAUUCCCUUUACUUAAAUGUCAUUGGUCAGAUUUGGGCACAUAAUAAAGUCACAGGCAGGCAACAUUGCAGGCAGACAAAAGAGAGACAUCUUAGAAAAUAUGGCAGGCACACAUCUACUACAAUAUUAUCACCAGACAAUCGACAGGCAUACAGUAGAAAAUACAACCAUAAAUUAAUUAAUCAUUACCUAUGUACAGUAUUGUUUUAAGAAAUAGUCUAAUUUCAACCUGGUGCAAAUAAAAGUGUUUUUUUCACUCUUUGCAACAGUCAGUCUGAUACAUUCAUUCAUAUAAUAUAUUUAUUCUACAUUGUACAAAAUAAAAACACUUUGGUUUGGUUGAAAACAGACCCAAAACCAAAUUAUUUAUGGUUUUAAAAAAGGAAAAACAAUGUUUUUUUUGGACGCAAUACCACACAAUAGUCACAACAAUUUGCUGUAAAAUAACUAUGUACAGUAGGAGACACAUAGGUAUUCAGACUGUCUCUUUAGGCAUUAUCAAAAGCCAUCCUUCGGGAAGCACAGAGUGUGUUUGUGGAAGAGGCUGUAAUCAGUCACAUCAGAUCUUGGGUGAACAACAGUUAUUGUCUUUCAAGUGGAUUCCUCAAAACAACCUAACAAAAUCAAUGUGACAGAGCCAAGCCAGUUGAUAUUUAAGCAUGUAGAUGGAUGGGUAAAGAGGGAAUGAAACAAGCAGGAGAGGUGACGACGAAGAUGAUAGGCAGGGCAUGAGCAUCACAAAAUGGCAGGAGAGAGAUGUACUGUAGUAGCUGAGAGGGUUGUAAUAAAGACAGGCAGAGGCAAACAGACAGGGGUAAAAGGUAACACAAAGAUGAGAGAGAGUUGGAUCAGUGUGAUGAGAGGAGACCCUCCACCAAUGAAGCCUGAGCUGAGGUCUUUUAACAGAUGCUCAACUAGAAGCCCAGGAGACUGUCCCCUUUAGACAGGGUCGCAACCCUGCCUACUGACGAAGCAGGGUACCACAGAGAGAGCUACCAGAGAGAAGCAUGAUGGGACGAUGGAUCUGGAAUGGCAUCAGACAGACAGACAGACAGACACACACACACACACACACACACACACACACUACCACCUCUAACACAGACAUCUCAGGCCUAAGUUUCCUCAGAGCCUUGUCUUGUGACAUAAGGACUUGCUGCUCAUCUCGCUAACAGCACAUUCCACCAGCACAGCCAAUAACAGCUGGCACUUCUGCUGCAUGCUUGAACACACACACACAAACAAACAUCACAACAGAAUCUACACAUCAGUCCACAGCUGGAGGGAACUCUUAACACGCACUGGCACUAAGAAAAGCAACACAUCUUUGAUUGCAUAAAUGAGUCUAUCCAAACGCUCAUGUGGACGAUGCCUCUGUCUGUAGAGAGACAGAUCAAAGUUGAGUUGUGGGCACAGGAGAUGGGGCAGAUGGAGAGGGCAGUCAGUCUGGGGCACAGCAUCACACAGAACAUGUUUGUCUGUAGUCAAAUGUGCCUGCUUAAAUGGGAUGUGUUGUCUUCUGUGAGCAAGUACAGUAGGUGCAGUUAUCUGUGUAUUGUGCCAGGUUUACAUGGAUGUUUCCGUGUGGGACUGCAGAGGCUCACAGACACAGAUAUGAGAAGAAAGAGGGUCAGCAUUUCAAAUAGAUCAAGUCAGUUUCUACUCUGUGCCCUGACACUUGGCACAGAGAGGUGGCAUCUAUAUCACCACAGCAACGCGAAGAGAUAAAGUACUGCAACUACCUUAUUAUACAGGGUAGUCUACAUAUGUCUACAUGUGUACAUACGACAUCUACAUAUGUGUGUGUGGGUUAACAUUGUUGAUAUUAAACCCUCAGUAACCUAGAACCUUGCCAGGAGUCUGCCUUUGCCAAAGAGACACCAAAACAAGCCUCAAAGGCACCAAAAUAAAAGUCGAAGAAGUUAAAACCUGUUUCUUACAUUAGAGAACAAGGGGAAAUAGAUAAAGUACAGGGACCACUGUCCCCACAGUGAGAUGACUUUCAUCCCACUGUAGGAACGGAACACUGCCUUAAGUCAAGGACUCCCUGUACUGUAACAAGUUUACAUAACUUUCUAUAGCUAGACAGCAUAGGUCCAACAUCUGCCCCACCCCACCCUCUCUUACGCUCAAUGUCAAGCUAGAGGAAUCAGCAGGCAGAAAUGCUUAAAUGGUCAGUGAUGCCUUGGCUGUCCAAGGAAAACAGAUGCAUCCCAGCACCAUACACAGAGCAGGAAGACAGAAACGUUGUGUUUUUGAUUAGAUUGAUUCACACCAGGAGUCACGUUGGUGCCUUGUUGAUUAUAUUAGAAAAACCUACCAGGGCUUUUGAAAAUGUAUGAAUUAAUCACAGUCUAGUUACGACACAAUAAGUAGAGUCUAUUGUUAGGAAGUGAGAAUGAAAGUGUAAAAAAAAUGUUUUAUCUGAAGCAAUAUUGUUUUGUGAAGUAUGUUGCAGAAGUCAUUCAAGACAUUUUGAAACAAAAAGCUACAGCUGUUAAACCCUUUCUUAUCACAGAAACUAUGCUCAUCUGAACGGAUGCGAUUCAAAAACAGGCAAAAUUGUGUUGGUCUUCUUUUCUCUGUGGUUUCUGUGGAUUUUCCAUCCCUUCUAUUAAGAAAAUAAAUAUAAAAAUAUCAUAUUUGUGUUUCUGCAGAUAUUGUCAGUUGACAAAAUACUAUCAAUAUUUUGAUUAAAAACACAAUAUUGGCAGUAUUUUACCAGGCAUAACAUUUUGAAAUAUUUGGCCUUUUGCUGCUCUGUUCAUGUCACAACUCUGCUACAUUUCCUUGCGCCUCUCCGUAGGGUUCACAUGAUCUACUGUGUCUUCGUGUGACAGGCGUGAACCCACCCCUAAUUAUCCUGGCAUUCACCUAACCUCUAUCGUGCCUUAAUAUCAGCUUGGUGUCUCGGUCUCUGACAUACUGUCAGACAUGCACAGGGUUUUAGCAGCUGCACUCCAAAUCUGGUUACACAACUGCUCUCUCCUGAUUGUUUGCCAGCAGCACUUUCACACCCAGUCCGCACAGUCAGAGGUAUGGGAGUGUAGUGAGGAGGGGAGGAUGAGCCCAGCGAAGAGGAGGAUGAGGAGAAAAGCAGCACUAGCAGCAGUUUUAAUAUCUAAGUUGGAAGAAUGGAAGACUGUCGCCCAGUGAGGACGACUCCAGCACGUCCUUAAUGACUUCUCCUACAGGAAGCUACUGUGACUCACAAUCGCUCACAAUCAGGCAGGCGGCUUAAAUUCAAACUUCCGUAUGUACAGUGUCUCUGCAACACGAUACACAGACAACAUUGAAGGAAAAGAUGCCACAUAUUGUCCUUGAAAACAGCAAGCAGAAAUAAAUAAUUCAUAAAGCCAUGGUAUACUGUAAACAUACGUCAAGCCUUUAGGUUAUUGGUUUAAGUGUCUGUGUCUUUAAGAGGAAUGUACCUGGAGCCCAUCUGGCUGGCUAAAUAAAGUGGGUUCAAUCCAUAUUACUGUCAGUGACUGGAACGUCAUUAAAAUGAAGAGGGUUAAAAAGAAUAAGAAACAUUUUAGAGGAAAAACAGAAAGGACAAUAAACACUACACUAGAAAUGAAAUCACUGCAGUCUGAGAUAAAAAUGGGUAAAAUGUUGACUAUGAUAUUGUAAGGCUUGCACUUUGAUAAACAUGGCUACACUGAAUGCGUCUUUGGAUUAAUGUGUCAAUUGUUAAAACGCAUCACCUAACACUGGUGGCAAAUAAACAGAAAGACUUUACUGAGCUGUCAUAACAAUUACAGACAAAAAAACAUCACUUCUUUACUUUUAAAUCUUUUAAAAGCAUAAUGGUGAUUGUAACUAAACAAGUUUCUCUCUAUGGCUCAUAAAAAGCCACACCAAGUAAAUCUCUACUGUACAUCACAAAUUCUCAGAAAAAAGGACGAUAGAAAAAAGUAAAGGAGGAAGUAACAAAAGAACAGACAGUUGAUCUCAGCUGGUCCAGAGCCGCCGUCCUCUGCUCCUAGGUGUCCAGUUAUAGCAGAGAAGAAAGUGGAGAAAGAAGUUGGUGGGUGGACACAGUUAUCUACCCGGGGUUGUUUUUCUUCCUUUUAUUUGGACUGGGACUGGGAUCGAGUUUCAGCUCUUGGUACUGCACCUGUUAAAACACACAGAAACAGACAUGGAAGUCUCUUUCACACACACAUACAUACACAACCCACCCGGUCAGGUGGAAAGAGCAAAGGAUGCUUGAAUAGUACAGAAACCCUCCAGAGGCUCUCUGAGUCCAGCUGUUUGGAACAGUGGCCUAGGGGAAGGAUUACACACUGAUUACAGCACACGCACAGACAAACCCCAAAUACACUGUUAGGAUCUUGGGCGCCUACACAGAUGCACACAAAUACACACAAAGUUUUGCAGAUGUGAAAACUCUGGCCUACGGGGAAGAGAUCUUACAAACAAAUAGAGAACAGGGCAAGGGCUCAUGGGACAGCUUGGAGAGACAACAGAGUCAUCUCAGCAUGGCAUGAUGGUUUGGAGAGACAAGGCAGAGAAACGGGACAAAGGCAGAAGGUAGAGAAAAAAAGAACACCUUAACCCUUUGUAAACUUUAAUCUGUGCUGGGUUACACAUUUUAGGGCAGUGGUGGCUUAGUGGUUAAGCCAGCUGCCAGCUGCCAAGUUACCACUGAGAUGCUCUGAGCUGCCCACUGUUCACUUU
Cynoglossus semilaevis (tongue sole) is the source of this 8631-nucleotide messenger RNA. It is a transcript of the gene slf1, whose product is annotated as SMC5-SMC6 complex localization factor 1. Gene Ontology annotation, biological process: positive regulation of double-strand break repair; protein localization to site of double-strand break; DNA damage response. The record is from RefSeq and is a predicted model, not a curated record. NCBI's taxonomy places the organism in Eukaryota, Metazoa, Chordata, Actinopteri, Pleuronectiformes, Cynoglossidae. The coding region runs from base 175 to 2541 and encodes 788 amino acids. Gene Ontology annotation, cellular component: nucleus; site of double-strand break. The transcript is spliced from 16 exons.